AUUGUGAACGCAGCAUUUCCAAAACAGCCACAAGCCAAGGAAGCUCCAAACACCCCAUCGCGGCUACUUCGUACGUGUUGAGUUUGCAGGUAAAAGCUUGGCAGUGAGGUGGGACUACACCUGUAUGUUCAAGUUUGAGCCAAAAGAUAGCUCAGCGUGACACACAGCAUGACCAAGCUGUCAAGGCAGCCUCUUGAAAAAGCUAACAAACAGCUGGUGUCCCUGAGGGGCUCCUUCUGGCACCUCCACCUUGGAGAUGCACGGUCUCUUCAGCUACGGAAGCGUGCUUCUGCUGCACUGAUAAGAAGCUGCCUGUGAAUCAAGAAGAAAAAAAAAAAAAAAAAAAGAAAAAAGUCAGUGACAGUCUGUUGCGAUCGCAGCUGAGGUAACAGCGUGCUGGGCGGGGAGGGGAGCCCAGCCCUGACGUGAGGCUGCCUCACCACCACCGCCACCGCCGCCGCUGCCUGCGAGUGGCAGCAGGGGAAGGGGAGACCUCACCAGCUGGAGCUGCCCACAGAACAGGGAUGAAACUUUGUGGACAUGGCCUCAGACACAAUGAUUUUUUUUCCCCUCUGGAGGAUUUGGGCAAAAAUAACUGCAUCUGAAUUCUGUCCUGAGUGGUAAAGCUCUACAGGUCACUUGCAGACUCAAGAUGUGGACAAAAUGGAUGGGAAAACGGAGAAAUUUAGCUGUUUGUCGUGGCAUAAUGUGGGUAACUUUACAGUAAAAACAUUACUGUCCUGUAAGAUCACGACAGCAUUUCUGUCUUUAAUUAUUGCAGAGAAAUGUGAAGCCUAUGAUGUGAUGUUUAGGCACAGUCUUGUGCCUGAUGGGCAGCCUCUUGCUAUUACAUGUUCUCUGGAAAAGAGCUUGAAUUUUAAAAGUGGAGACUACAACUUAACAUGGUAUAAAGUUGGUAACCAGACAGCUGUGCCUAGAGACAAACUUUCUAGAAUUCAUCAGCAGAAGAAUUUAAUUUGGUUUCUCCCUGCAAUGUUAGAAGAUUCUGGAGAUUAUGAAUGUGUCAUAAGUUGCAGGAAUUUGACAAGCUACAGCAAAAUGUCUACAAAAGUAACGGUUUUUGAGAGGAUUGAUGGUUCGUGCUUAAAUGAAAAAUUUGCUGUAGAGGAGGUGGUAUUCACUUUAUCAUCUGCAAAGGUUGUGUGUCCACACUUGAGUUACUUCAGGAAUGAGAAUAAUAUUCUGCCUGUUCGCUGGUAUAAGGACUGUCAGCUAUUGAAAGGGAAAAGGUUUGCCUUUUCAAACAGUGAUCUUGUGAUUUUCAAUGUGACUGUGCAAGAUCAAGGAAACUAUACAUGCAAAACAACAUAUAUCUACAAUGGAAAGCGAUAUAACAUUUCACGAGACGUUAUUCUGACUGUAGCAGUGAGCCCACCAAAAAAGCCUCCAGAAAUAUCUUAUCCACGAAACAACUCCAUUGAAGUGGAACUUGGCUCACAGGUUACAGUGGAUUGCAAUACAACAGGUGCUGAUGGGUAUGAGGUGUUUUGGACAGGCAACGGUGUGUAUAUUGAUGUAUUUUAUAUGAGCAGAAUUUUUGCAAGGCCUUAUGAGGAGGAAACUUCUUAUGACGGACGCCCUAUCUAUUCUGUGAAGCUCAUAAUUUCAGAAGUGAAUAGUGAAGAUUAUGAACAACCGUUUGUCUGUCAAGCUUCAAAUGCCUUUGGGCAGGUUGCAUCCUAUAUUAUACUAAAACACAGAGUUCCUGAUACACGAUCAUGGCUCAUUGGAGGGCUUCUCUCUUUGUUGCUUUUAACAUUUAUUAUUUUAAUAAUCUAUAAGAUUUUCAAGAUUGACCUGGUGCUUUGGUACCGGGAUUCUGGAUGUGCCUCUGCAAGUAAGGAAGAUGGGAAAAUCUAUGAUGCAUACGUCCUGUACACAAAAGGCAGUGGAGGCAGCAGCUUCUAUCAUCUGGAAACUUUUGUUCUUAGAAUACUCCCCAGUGUUUUAGAACAACAAUGUGGAUAUAAUCUCUUUAUAUUAGGAAGGGAUGAUUUACCAGGAGAAGCUGUGGUCAGUGUUGCUGAUGAAACCCUUAAGCAAAGCAGAAGGCUGAUGAUUAUUUUGGCAUCGGAAACACCUAGUUGCCUGUUAGAAGAUGCUUGUGAACAACAAUUAGCUAUGUAUAAUGCUCUCAUCCGUGAUGGGACUCAAGUAAUUCUUAUAGAAAUGGAUGAAAUACUGGACUACACAAGCAUGCCAGAAUCAGUCAGGUACAUUAAGCAAAAACAUGGGGCUAUCCAAUGGAAAGGAGACUUCUCAGAAAAAUCUUGUUCAGUGAAUACAAAAUUCUGGAAGAAUGUACGCUAUCAGAUGCCAUCUAAGAAAAAAUUACCUCAUUCUGAAAUCUAUUUAUUGCGCCAAACUUUGAACAGUUCCACAACGAAGGGAAAUUAAAACCCACUUUUAAAAAUAAUACUGCAAAGGUAAUUCUAAAAUGCUUUCUACACAAAUUCUGUGUGUUAUGAACAGAGUUUUCUUCAAGGAGUAUAAACUACUCAUCCUGUUCCCAAACUAUACCCUAAUAGGAAAACUGUGCAACUUUGUUUCUGUUUGGGCUAUGGAUAGUGACCCAAUUUAUUGUGUUGGCCUCAACCAGACAUUUGAAGUACGCGUGCAGAUGUUGGUGGACUGUUAAAUAGUGGUAAUCUACAGAAAUGUAAUAUCCACUGAAGAACCAACCUUGAAGACCAUUUGUUUUCUAAUUGAAACUGCAGAUGAUAAAUUAAAAAUGUUUGUGUAGUCUGCGUUUUCCUAGCCUUUCUGUUCUUCUUGUUGCCCCUCCGUGGUUGUCUGACUUCCCCAUUACCAAAGGAAUCUGUACUGUGCAAGCUCUGGGGGCCCUUCCUUAGCAACAGUCCUCAUCAUUGCUUCUUUAAGGGGAUGGGGAAAUAUAUGACAUAGCAGGUAUGUUUUAAACUCCUCAUGGUACUGCAUGCAUUUCAGCUGAACAGUUGAUUACCAAAUGUGUUAGAGAAAUUGAAUGAAAUCCAUGACUUCUUAAACAUUUAUUGAACAAUCCUGUGAGAACUCAUACAUUGCUUUUUUUCUAAAUUUAGUUGCUUGAAAUGAUCAGGAAAAUUAAAAUAUUUCAGACUUCUUGCAAACUCGAAGCUUUCUAGACUGUGCUCCUACUCAGGAAAACGUUCGCAUUCUGUGUCUCACCUGUGUUACCUACCUAGAAAUUGCACUAAGAAUUUGUCAAAGGGGAUGUGCUUGGGCUGAGCAUCCUGGAUAGGGUGGAAAGUGGCCAGUUCUGAAACCUGACCAGGAGCUGAUGGCAAGAAAUCAUAUCUUGUUUAUCUGCGGCAGAAAAGAAAAAAUAAA
Oxyura jamaicensis (ruddy duck) is the source of this 3348-nucleotide messenger RNA. Its product is annotated as interleukin-1 receptor-like 2. The record is from RefSeq and is a predicted model, not a curated record. Gene Ontology annotation, molecular function: interleukin-1, type I, activating receptor activity. Lineage: Eukaryota; Metazoa; Chordata; Aves; Anseriformes; Anatidae. The coding region runs from base 664 to 2418 and encodes 584 amino acids. Gene Ontology annotation, biological process: signal transduction; regulation of inflammatory response. The transcript is spliced from 12 exons.